Molecule: messenger RNA, 3111 nt
Organism: Malaclemys terrapin pileata
Lineage: Eukaryota; Metazoa; Chordata; Testudines; Emydidae
Product: zinc finger protein 189-like
Exons: 4
Coding region: 1515-1994 (159 amino acids)
Biological process (GO): regulation of DNA-templated transcription
Source: RefSeq, a predicted model, not a curated record
GGAGGCACAGACUUACCUACCCUGCCCUCCAUACAUUUUUGCAACCCCGAUGUGGCCCUUAGGCCAAAAAGUUUGCCCAUCCCUGGCUUAGACUGUGGAAAAAGAGAGGCCAACCCUUCUUAAACAUCAGGCAAUCCACACAGGAGAGAGACCCCAUAAGUGCUUAGACUGGGAAAAGUUUCAUACCGAGGUCUGACCUUGUUAAACAUCAAGCAAUCCAUACAAGAGGGAGACCAUAAGGCCAUAAGACUCUGGGAAAGGUUUCAGAAACAGAUCAGUUUCACACAAAGAUCAAAUCUUAUAACACUCAGAGGAUCCACACAGGAAUGAGACCCCAUCAGUGCUCAGACUGGAAAAAGUUUCCUAUAUAGGUCAAACCAUCAGCUAAUCCAGAAAGAAGAGAGAUCUCAUACGUGCUUAGUCUGUGGGGAAAGUUUUAUAUGGCGCUCAUCCCAUGUUUUACAUCAGAGAAUCCACACAGGAGACCUGAUAAGUGCUUCGACUAUGGAGAAUGUUUCUUACCGUGGUCAAGGCUUCUUAAUUAUCAGGCAAUCCACAAAAGAGGGAGACUCCGUAAGUGCUUGGACCGUAAGAAAGGUUUCAGAAACACCUCAGCCCUGACUGGUUUAGCCCAGGAAAGCACAGUGGGAGAGGCUGGAAUUGCUCUGGGCCCACUGGAAUGCUUUUAGAGUAGGGGCACGGUGCCCCCCCUUAUCCCUGUCUGUGCCCCCUUCCCCCCUUGAGGUGGGGCCGGGAGAAGGGCCAUGGCUCUGGUAGGCUGCAAGUCAGGACGCAGACAUGGGGUAAGGGGCCUGAGGCCGGAUGUGGCAGCUGAUGAAGUCAUCCCCAUGAUACUAGCAUUUCUCCCGACCCCCGAGGGUGCCCCAGUCCAUGGCCUGCAUCCCGUGAAACCCUAGGAGAGGGCAGGGACAGAACUAGAUCAGGAGCCAGAAGAGCUCAAAGAUCACGAGUCUUCCACUCUCUGCCCCCCCCCCCGCCCCCAUCGUCUUACAGAGAUUACCAAGUUCGGAGGCUUUUUAUUUGUCCUCUGGAUUUGCACCUUUUUGGGGACACUGGGAAGAAAGGUCCUGUCACCUAGAGACUGAGGGCCUGUGGCCACCACGAGAGCAUGUGUCUGACCCACAGAAUCCCUGCAGCACAGCCAGGGCCUGGGCAGGAGGCCUGGGACGUGGGAGGGACAGACUGUGAACUGCCCUGGCAUCCCACAGACGCUGUUUGUGCUUCCUUUCCUUUCACCUUUCCCAUUGUUUCCUGAUUUCUUUGAUUAGCUGCUGUUUAAUAAAUUGCAUUUGUUCUGAACUAUAGACAAUGGUCAGGGACGCGUCCAGAGCAGAGAAAGCGCCCCAGAGUGAGGACUCUCUAGCCCGUGUGUGCAGAGGUGGGCAAACUACGGCCUGUGGGACUGUCCUGCCCGGCCCUUGAGCUCCCGGGCAGGGAGGAUAGCCUCCGGUCCCUUCCCUGCUGUCCCACCUUCCCCACGACCUCAGUUCACCAUGCCGCUAGUGGUCCAGCCAGAUGGCACAGCUACUAGUCCUGGUGCUCUGAGCAGCAUGGUGCCGGUGACCUUCGAGGAGGUGGCUGUGUAUUUCACCCAGGGGCAGGGGGCUCUGCUGGACCCCGCUCAGAGAGCCCUCUACAGGGACGUCAUGCAGGAGAACUACGAGACGGUGACCUUGCUGGGCACAAUGACUCCUGACUGGAUUAUUUCUCUCCCAGCAGUGGAAGUGGAACCAGAGGGGACCUUUGUGGGAAGAGCUGAAGGGAAUUUUUCCCAAUGCUUGGAACAGGGAGAAGAGUGGAGAAAUUGGAACAGGUCAGAGAGGCUUCUGGGAAACCACUCAAGGGAGCAAAUUGAUGAAGCUAUUAUAUGUGGGGAAGGAUACAGGGAUCCCACAGCCCAGCAGACAACCCCCAAGGAAGGCAAAUGCUAUGAAUGUCUUGGUUAUGGGAAAGGACUCGUUCUGAAACCAUAGCUUGUAAUGCCUCAGACAAUUCAUACUGGAGACAAAUCAUUUCAGUGCUUGGACCAUGGGGAAAACUUCAAUAACUGCUCAGAUCUUAAUAACCAUGGGAGAAGCCACACAAGACAGAAACCCUAUCAAUGCCUUGAGGGAAGGAACUACUUGAAUUGGAAGGUAGCACUGAUAAGCCACAUAGGAGAGAGACUCCAUAAAUGCUUAGACUGUGGAAAAAGUUUUAUAUGGAAGUCAGAUGUUGUCAGACAUUAGGCUAUCCACACAGGAAAGAGACCCCCAUAAGUGCUUAGACUAUGGAAAAACAUUUAAAUGCAGGUCAGCCCUUGUUUCACAUUUGACAAUCCACACAGGAGAGAGAACCCAUAAGUGCUUAGAUUGUGGGAAAAGUUUUAUGUGGAAGUCAGGCCUUGCUAACCAUCAGGCAAUCCACAUAGGAGAGAGUUCCCAUGAGUGUUUGAACUGUGUUAAAAGUUUCACAAACAAAUCAAAUCUUAUAACACAUUUGAGGAUCCAUACAGGAGAGAGACCCCAUUAUUGCUCAGACAGUGGUAAAAGUUUCAUACGCAGGUCAGACCUUGUUAGACAUCAGGCAAUCCUCAUGGGAGAAAGAUCCCAUAAGUGCUUAAUUUGUGGGAAAAGUUUCCUACUGAGGUCAGCCCUUGUUUCACCUCAGAGAAUCCACACAGGAGAGUGACCCCACAAGUGCUUAGACUGUGGGAAAAGUUUCAUACGGAGGUCAAAUCUUGUUGAACAUCAAGCAAUCCACACUGGAAAGAGACCCCAUCAGUGUUUAGACUGUGGAAAAUGUUUCAUACAGAGGUCAGGCCUUGCUGUACAUUGGAGAAUCCACACAGGAGAGAGACCCCAUCAGUGCUCAAACUGUGGCAGAAGUUUUAUACAGAGGUCAACCCUUGUUAAACAUCAAGCAAUCCAUACAGGAGGAAGACCAUAAGUGCUUGGACUCUGGGAAAGGUUUCAGAAACAGAUCAGCCCUUCUAAACAUCAGGCAAAAGAUACAUAGUACUUAGACUGUGGAAACACAUUUCAAAUAGAUGCCAGCCCUUUUUUUACAUCAGUGAAUCCACCCAGGGGAGAGACCCCAUAACUGCUUAGC